This is a messenger RNA of Cucurbitaria berberidis CBS 394.84, 1881 nucleotides long. RefSeq names its product DNA-directed polymeras-like protein kappa. Gene Ontology annotation, biological process: error-prone translesion synthesis. The record is from RefSeq and is a predicted model, not a curated record. Lineage: Eukaryota; Fungi; Ascomycota; Dothideomycetes; Pleosporales; Cucurbitariaceae. Bases 1 to 1881 code for a protein of 626 amino acids. The transcript has a single exon. Gene Ontology annotation, molecular function: DNA-directed DNA polymerase activity; damaged DNA binding. Gene Ontology annotation, cellular component: nucleus.
AUGACCGCUUCCCGUGAUACAGACGAUGCCGCUCAAAACCCGCAACAGACCUCAGACCGUCCACGGCCCUUGCGCACGCCGUCCAACGAACACGACUCCCUCAAAUACCACCUUCUCGGUCCCUCGCUCACCAAGGCUGGGCAGGACACCGUCGACCAACACAAGGUCUCCGAGGUUAUAUACAAUGCGUCCAAGGGCUCCAAGUUCUUCAACAACGAGGAAGUCAAGGACAAGAAUCUCACAGAGAAGAUCACCAAGAUCUUGGCCAAGCGGCGUCAACUGGAACAGCUCGACGUCGCCUCUGACUUGCGCAGAGCAGACGACUACAUUGCCGAACUGGAGCUGACCCGUGAUCUGAGUCAGGCCAUAGUGCACAUUGAUUGCGAUGCCUUCUACGCCGCCGUCGAGGAGCUCGACAGGCCUGAGCUGAAAGACGUUCCCAUGGCCGUGGGCAAGGGCGUGCUGACCACCUGCAACUACCAUGCUAGGAGAUUCGGAUGUCGCUCGGGAAUGGCUGGCUUCGUCGCUAUGAAGCUGUGUCCGCAACUCAUCUGCGUCCCCAUGAACUUCGCCAAAUACAGCGCCAAAGCUGACGAGGUCCGCGAAGUGCUAGCACUAUACGACCCUGGCUUCGAGAGUGCUAGCUGCGAUGAGGCCUACCUCAAUCUCACAAAAUACUGUGAGGACCACAGCAUGGAUCCACAAGAAGCCGUCAGCCAGCUGCGCGCGGAGGUCCACGAGAAGACCAAGAUCACCGUCUCUGCCGGAAUAGCUGCAAACGCAAAGCUGGCCAAGAUCUGCUCCAACCAGAACAAGCCCAACGGACAAUUCUACCUUCCGAGCGACAGACAGACAAUUAUAGACUUCAUGAAGACAAUGCCUACAAGAAAAGUUAAUGGUAUCGGCCGCGUCUUCGAACGAGAGUUGGACGCUAUUGGUGUUAAGACAUGUGGAGACAUUUACGCACAUCGAGCCUAUUUGUCACAAUUGUUCGGGCAGAAGGCUUUCCAGUUCCUGAUGCAAUGUUAUCUGGGUCUGGGACGCACCACGAUUCAACGAGCAGAGGACUACGAACGCAAGAGCGUAGGCACUGAGACUACAUUCAAGGAACUGCAGUCGCCCGACGCACUACGAGACAAGCUGCGCCACAUCGCGGAAGAGCUGGAAGGCGACCUCAAGCGCACAGAGUACAAAGGUCGAACGCUGUGCAUCAAAAUCAAGCUCUAUACAUACGAAGUGCACACGCGGCAGACUACGCCGCCGUUCGCUAUUCACAAAGCCGAUGAUUUAUACAAGUACAGCUUACCGAUGCUAGAGAAACUAAUGAAAGAGAUUCCGAACAUGAGACUACGGCUCAUGGGAUUACGAGUCACGCAUAUUGUCACUACAAAGAAGCCUGGAAUUGACUUCUUUGGUCGAGUCAAGAUAUCCGCGACGGCCACUAAGAAUACGACAACAGCCAAUGGCAGAGACUGGGAAGUCUGGCCCGAAGAAGAGUUUGAAGAAGCUGCGCGUCAGGAACGCAACGAUGAGAUGAAUGAAUUGGAGAAGUUAUCACAGGAAUACGAACAACAGCAACAGCAUAUCGUCGACACCGACGGCAAAACCGACCAGGAGACAGUUGCUGAAGAACAAUGGACGUGCCCCAUAUGCGCACUUCAACAACCACCGAACGAUGCAACCUUCAACGCCCAUAUCGACUUCUGCUUAUCGAAACAAACCAUCAAGGAAGUAGUCAAGUCAACAACGCCGCCAACACUGGAUGCGUCGAAGACUGUACAGAAAAAAGGGAAACGAGGCCGCCCCAAGAUCGAAACCCUGGCGUCAGAACAGCAGGCACGCGAGAAGCGGCGGGCCUUCUUUUCACCAGGUGGCGCUUGA